GUUCUUCAGUGUGUAUUUAAAGUGGGUUGUGAGCUUAAAAAGCUUUCGUAAUUCAGCCUUUUUGUCAGUUUUAAGUUAAGUAACUUAGUUAUUAUAAUACUUUCUAAAACUGUGUCUGUAAUUUAGCUUUCUGGUUUUGAAAACGCUCAUUUUAUUUUCUUAAAGUAGUCAAAAUAAUAGUGAAUACGCAACUUUUAAAUCACUGGACAGUUCACAAUACCUUUUGAAAAUGGCAAGUUCUGUAGAUUCAGUUCAUAAAAGUUCAGAUUCAGUGAAAGACUAUUCUUGUGUUGGAUGCCUAAGUCAAAAUAUAGAAAAAAGUGCUGACUUUUUUUGUGAAACAUGUUUCAAGUGUUUUUGCGAAAAAUGCCUUUAUCAUCACAAUCAAGUAUUUGUAAACCAUGUGACAUAUGGAAGAAGAGAAACAAAUAAAUGGCCUCUUGAAAAGGCAAUUGAGGAUUUGCUACUGAAAUGUGAUGUUCACAACAACAAGAAACUGAAAAUGUUCUGCCAGGACCACAGUCAGCUGUGCUGCCCGGAUUGUGUUUUACUGAAUCACAGACAGUGUACAAAUUUGGCUCUAAUUUCGGAAUCAGUCAAAACGCUGUCUGUGGAUAUGCAGCAGUUGUCAAAAAAAAUUCAAUCAAUUAUUGCUGAUCUAAAUAAGUUUAAGAGAGAACAAGAGACCAGCAUUCUGUCCAUUGAAGAAUCAUAUAGUGAAAAACUGCAAGAAAUCAGAAACCAGCGUAAGAAAUUAAAUGCAGCUCUUGAUGAACUAGAAAAUACAACAUUGAAAGAACUGGAUGAAAUAAGGACCACAUUGCAAACCUCUCUUAAGAAAGAUGUUGACAGCUGUGGCAGACUGAAGGAUGAACUGCAACAACUCAGUGAAGCUGUACAGGGCCUUUGUGAUAAGAGCAUUCAAGACAUAGAGUUCAUAGCCAGCAGGAAAUGUCUGGAUAAGAUACAAGAGUCUGAGAAAUAUCUGAAGGAGAACCCAGUGAAGGUUCAGAGUUCAAUAAUAUUCAAGGCAAACAGUGAUAUUGAGCAGUACCUGUCUCAACAGUCUGAUCUUGGGAGGUUUGUGGACAGUAUGCAGUCUCUGAAACUUAAGAAAAAUCCAGACCAGGUGUUGACUGUAAAGAGUAAAUCUGAGUAUAAUGUGAAAAUAUCAAAUGACACAUGUCUCAAUUGCUCUAUCAGCGGCAUUUGCAGCCUUUCUAGUGGUCAUAUCAUUGUUGCAGAUCACUCUAAUAAGAAAGUUAAACUGUUGGACAAGAAUUACAAGGUUUCCAGUCACUGUGAUAUGCCUAGUUCUCCAUUGGAUAUUUGCCAAAUCACAGCAAGUGAAGUGGCUGUGACUCUUGGUUAUGCCGGUGUGCAGUUUAUGUCUGUAAGCAAUGGGCAGCUGGUGAAUGGAAGGAAGUUACAGUUGCCACAUGCUGCUGUUGGCAUUGCCCACCAUCAGGGAGGAUUGUAUAUCACCGAUAACACUGCACUCUACCACUACACCCUGACUGGGAACAUUGUGAAAAAGCUUUGUGAAAGAGAUAUAUAUUCACCAUGUAAUGGUAUGUAAAUAUAUCUGAGAAUUGAGCUCAUUGUAAACACAUGCAUAUACAGUCAAUUUUGUGGAUGCGACCACUUGAAUUAAGUGACCUUUGUCUUAUAAAACCACUUUGAAUUCCCCAUGAGCGUUUUCACUCUAU
Dreissena polymorpha is the source of this 1709-nucleotide messenger RNA. RefSeq lists its product as uncharacterized. The transcript has 2 exons. The record is from RefSeq and is a predicted model, not a curated record. NCBI's taxonomy places the organism in Eukaryota, Metazoa, Mollusca, Bivalvia, Myida, Dreissenidae. The coding region runs from base 230 to 1579 and encodes 449 amino acids. Gene Ontology annotation, molecular function: protein binding; zinc ion binding.